GCAGCCAUCCCCACCAGCGCCAUUGUCUGCCCCACUGUCCCAGCCAUGGCAGGGAGUUCUAACGUGCCCCACAAGACCUCGCUGCCCGAGGGCAUCCGAGUGGGAACUGUGAUGAGGAUCCGUGGUGCCAUCCCAGAAAAGGCUGGCAGGUUCUAUGUGAACCUGCUGUGCAGCGAGGCCCCAGGGAGUGAGGCCGCUUUGCAUUUCAAUCCCCGCCUGGAUCAAUCCACGGUGGUCUUCAACACCCUGGAGCAGGGCACCUGGGGCCAAGAGGAGCGUGGCUCAGGCAUUCCCUUCCAGCACGGGCAGCCUUUCGAAGUGUUCCUUAUUGCCACGGAAGAAGGCUUCAAGGCGGUGGUCGGCGACUCGGAGUAUCACCACUUCCGCUACCGGAUCCCGCCGGCGCGCGUGCGCCUCUUGGAGGUGGGCGGGGACCUGCAGCUGGAUUCCGUGAAGAUCUUCUGAGACCGCCUCCCCAGGGGCUGGAGGCGCUGGGGUCCGGGAAUGGCAAAUAAAGUUUCGGCUCACGUCGGUGCGCCUGCUCC
Molecule: messenger RNA, 545 nt
Organism: Lutra lutra (Eurasian river otter)
Lineage: Eukaryota; Metazoa; Chordata; Mammalia; Carnivora; Mustelidae
Product: galectin-7-like
Exons: 4
Coding region: 46-465 (139 amino acids)
Molecular function (GO): carbohydrate binding
Source: RefSeq, a predicted model, not a curated record